AUGGAAGACAAUAGCAGCAGGGAAGUCUAUCCAAACUCCGACCCCUAUGAGAGCUCGUCAGGAACUUAUGACAUACUCAAUUACGUAACAUCGCCAACCGAAGGUCUGACUGACCUUCACAUUGCGACAUCACAUCUUGCAUCUGAGGAUACCGUCGAUCCAAGCAACUUGCAUACCGGCCACUAUCCCGAGGUCGGAGCAUUUCCCAACGACGUGGUAGUUGGAUUGACGUUCGCUCCAGCCAGUUCCAACUCGAUUGGGUUUGUUUCAGCACCUCUUAACUCUCUUGCGACAUCAGAAACCCCAGCACCAACCCCUCCCAAAUGCGGCAGACGACUCUCCCUCAACUCAGUACGAAUACUCAACAAGUGGCUAUCAAACAAUACGCAUCACCCGUACCCCAGUGUUCAAGAUGUGGAGGCUCUAGAGAGGCAAUCUGGACUCAGCAGAAAACAAAUCUUGAAUUGGUUCGCCAAUGCUCGUCGCAGGAAUAAAUUCACAUCGCAAGAUGCCACAGACCAGAGCUCAAUAUCCUCUGACACCAGUCCUCGGGAUAUUCCGUCUCGGCGCCCGGCUACCCCCUCGAUUCAGCAGACUCCGUUUGAUCGAUGGAGGAACUCUCCGCCGGAGGAUGAGCCUCCCAGUAUGGAAGCAAUCGCACGGGCAUUGUCUGGCGCCUUGGAUGAUGCGCCGAGCAGCAGCCGACCAAGACAUAAGCCAUCUUCGACUAUCGCAAGCGCUGAGACUUCUGACUCGAGUAGAAGUUCGCGAGCCUCUGCUUAUUCCCAAGGGUCAGACGGAUCUCUUGAGUCACUCAGAAAGGUGACCAAAAAGCGUCGACGAGGUGGUCUCCGUAAGAGAAAUAUUGCCUCAAGAGACUUAUCACAGGCCUGCCACCGAUUCCAAUGCACGUUCUGUACUGAGACGUUCAAGCUCAAACAUACAUGGCUGAGACACGAAAGAACCCAGCAUCUGUCCCUUGAACAGUGGGAGUGCUCUCCUUCUGGACCAACGAUGCUCAACCAGCAUGGUGAACUAGUCUGCGUUUACUGCGGUAUCAUCAAUCCAGGGGAUCUACACUUUGAGACACAUAACCACGAUCUAUGUCAUAACAGAGAAAGAGGAGAAAGGACCUUCUUCAGAAAAGACCACCUACGACAGCACCUGCGACUAGUCCAUAGAUCCGAGUUUAUGAAAUGGCCAAUGGAAGAGUGGAAGUUGAAGCAUGAAAAUGUGAUAUCGAGGUGCGGUUUCUGCGACGUCGAUAUGACGACCUGGUCUGAAAGGGGCAACCACUUGGCAGGGCACUUUAAAGAAGGGAGCACAAUGGCUGACUGGAAGGGCAACUGGGGCUUUGACGCUGCAACGCUUGAAAUGGUGGAGAAUUCGAUGCCUCCGUACCUCAUCGACUACGAGCGUAACUCGCCGCUUCCCUUCACCACACAGCAAGGUGCCCCGUACAGUUCUACCAGCGCCUUCGAAUUACUGCAGCUGGAACUCGACUACUUUUACUCAGACUAUGUCGAUAUAAAUCACUGCACUCCAUCUGAUAAGACCCUGCAUUUAGAAGCAUGCUGUAUUAUUUUCGGCGCCGAGAUGUGUUACCAGGACACCUUACCGACAGCUUCGUCUUGGCUACGAGAUCUCUUGAUGGGCACGGAUGAGAUAACCACGAGAGCACGUAUGACGCCAAUGAAGAGUGCCGCCAGAUCUCGGUUCACUGAAUUGAGGAUUCAUAGCAAAAAGGACAUUUUCGAGGAUUGUAAGCUCGAGGCUUCUCUGUGUCAGUAUGUCGACAUGUUGAAGCUACUCAACCUGGAUAUCGGUGAUGAUGAAGUCCAGCGAGAGGCCUGCUCUAUCAUCAACCACAUGCCAAAUGCGUCGCCCAUGUUUGUUAAUUUGUUGAUCACUCUGGUGUAUGGCUCGACACAUUGGUUGAGACCGUUUCGGCUGCGGACAGGACUACCUCUCAGUAAUGGCAAUUCAUUCUUCGGAGGUUCGCAUGAUAGUGCUUCGUUGAGCACUGCUCAAAUAUCAACCGGUAUUAUCAGCGAAAAUACAACAUAUCAACCCCUCCCCGAGGACAAAACCACUGGACCGACAUCUUUGCCAUCCCAACAUGGCCUCGAGACAAGCGCCUUUACCGAGAGACAGAGAGUGGUAUCUCUCAACGAUGGCAACAUGUAUAGAGGUUUAACCAGAGCCCUGACUCGCUACGUUGCGCGUACCAUCUCGCCGUUAAAUCCAACAAGCCAUCUACCCACAGAUGAAGAGCUUCAGUAUCAGGCGCGCUGGAUUGAGUAUGACAGUGAUGAUGUAUGGAAUCAAACUCCAGCUGAUAAUUUGACCUGGUUGUCGGAUUUCAAGCGAGAGUCGGGAUUUUUCUGA
Molecule: messenger RNA, 2388 nt
Organism: Fusarium sp. VM40
Lineage: Eukaryota; Fungi; Ascomycota; Sordariomycetes; Hypocreales; Nectriaceae
Source: the annotation of a GenBank genome assembly